AUGGAUCUGCCCCGAUUGACUCGCGCCCGACCGCCGUUGGCGUCUUUGCUCUUCCACCACAACACGACGCGUCUUUCUCGACGCCGUUCCUCCACCAUGGCUUCCACGCGAGAGGAGCGGCGACAAAUGCGACAGCGCGGAGCUGGCACGCGCGAAAUUAAGGCUGUUGACUUUGGUUUUUCAUUUGGAGGACCAGCACUAGGCGCAGACCCUGCGCCAUUGUCUAUUGUACCUGAACCAGCUGCGCCGAUGACCUCAACACCGCCGAAGUUGCAGGUUUCACAACAAUCCGAGUCGCAAAGCCAAGGGAAGAAUCGGCGCACUCCAGGAAGCGCACGCAAUUUCCUCCCACAGCGUCCCUCUACAUACGACAUACCUUCGGACGACGUACCUGCAGAGCCGCGAAGCAACAAAAGGAGAAAAAUCAAUCCCCCUAACACCAUAUCCGACACUCCUUCUCGUUCAAGUGCCCCACAAACUCAUUCUGGCGACUCUGUGUCCAAUGGAAAUGGCGAAAGGCCCGGUACCGAGGCACCCUCAAGUCAAGCUCCUGUCGUUCCUGUCGUUCCUGUCGCAGAAGCGCCUCGACAAGUGACGCUUGGUAACGCACCUAAGUCUCAAUUAUCACCCGCCCCAGAGACCUCUACCGACAACCGACAGACAAUUACGACGCCAGAAGCUAUAGGCGGAGUUACUAUAUCGAAAGAGCAACAACCCAGCAGACCAGGCACAUCCUCUGGUCGCAUUCGGUCGCCCAAAGCUCCGCUACAUCAAACUCAACCUGUCGCCGAAGAACCCCAAGCUAGGCCAUCGAGCAGAGGCCAGCGAACAAGUCGAUCCCCACUCCAAACCAGCAACCCGGCGCAGGAGAAUCAAGAAGAUCAAGCGCAGGGACUCGCGCACAACUCUGCAUCUGCAGCUCAGGCGACAGAUGUAAGUGUAGGGGAUAAUGAGCCUAUAAAGACCGCAAAUGAGGCUUCUUCGAACCCCAAGCGUCCUCGCGGGAGACCAUCCCUUUCAAAGAAGGCGACAGAAGUUGGAAACAUACCAUCAAGUGAGCCUACAGAGACCGCGACGGAAGCACCUUCAAAACCCAAGCGUCCUCGCGGAAGGCCAUCCCUUGCGAUGAAAAACGCUGAGACAAUAGAAGUCGAAGAUCGGCCCAAUAGUCCAGUUGAACCCGCACAGACCACAGGCGAAUCAUCAGGGAUAGGUGCACGCUGGGGCCGUAAGAAGAAGGCAGAGAAAAAACCCGAAGCAGAGGCACAAGCAGAGGUAGAAGAACCUGAAGCGCAAGAACUGGAGACAGAAGCUUCACCGAAGGCUCGUCGUGGCCGACCUGCAAAGAAGCCUAAGCGUGCAACAGAAGCCGAAGCCGAGGUUGAACCUGAGGUAGAUGUGGAAAACGUUGAAGAGCAAGAGGAGGAGCAAGAGGAGGAGCAAGAGCAAGAGCAAGUGAAAGCUGCACCUCGAAAGCGUGGCCGACCUGGGAAGAAAGCCAAGCGUGCAAGGGCGGCCGAGGCCGAGGUCGAGGCGGAAGAAGUCGAGGAGCAAGAGCAGGAAGAGGAAGCUGCACCAUCAAAGCCUCAUCGUGGCCGACCCGGGAAGAAAGCCAAGCGUACGACAGAGGCCGAGCCUUCACCGACAGAAGAGCCAGAAGCAGACGCCUCGCGAGAGACACGCCAGAAAAAGAAAGAGCGAGAACCUCGUGGAGAAAUGGUGCCUGUUACAGUUCACCGCCUUACCAAUGCUUCUGCGCUGGGCUCGAUGUACACUGAUGGAUCUGGCGAUGAGCACGAGGAGUCGGCGGACGAGCUUUCGUCCCUUCGAAAGACGAAGCUGCCUAACCGCGGUGGUGUCAACCCUGCCGACGUUCUGAGCCAGAUUUGCCGUGAGACGCUGGAGAAGACACUCGCGACACUUAAGAACGGCAUCGCAAAUGAGACCAAUCCCACUAGGCGUGCAGAAUGGACUCGCAAACGAAAAGCUGUCGAAACCUUCGGAUCAGAACUGGAUGGCCGACUUCUUGAUCUGAGCGAGAUGCUCGAUAGUAACUUCGUGUUGGGCGUGCAGCUCAAAAACUCAAAGCGAGAUAUGAUGGACCUGCGAAGCCAUUUGUACAGGGUACGACGGGAACGUGAGAGUAUAGCACUGCGGAUGGAUGCGGUGCGCGCGAAGCACAUGGAAGAAGAGAAUGGAAAGACAGGUCGCGCCACCAUCAACAAUUCCCUUCACAGCCUCGAGCUUGCGCUUGACCGCAGUCAAAACCAACCUUCUACGGAACCCUCUUCUGCCGACCUGGAGUUUCUGCUACGCACUGCCAGCGACGUGAGUAGCCGGGCCGGAGCACAAGGGGGUCUGUUGAAUCAAAUCCGUGCCUUCAAUGCACAGCUUGAAAGUACGGCCCAUCGCCUGGCAAGCAAGUAA
Messenger RNA from Penicillium atrosanguineum, 2427 nucleotides. RefSeq lists its product as uncharacterized. NCBI's taxonomy places the organism in Eukaryota, Fungi, Ascomycota, Eurotiomycetes, Eurotiales, Aspergillaceae. Gene Ontology annotation, molecular function: DNA binding. The record is from RefSeq and is a predicted model, not a curated record. The transcript is spliced from 5 exons. Bases 1 to 2427 code for a protein of 808 amino acids.